Molecule: messenger RNA, 2831 nt
Organism: Hylaeus anthracinus
Lineage: Eukaryota; Metazoa; Arthropoda; Insecta; Hymenoptera; Colletidae
Exons: 5
Coding region: 51-1502 (483 amino acids)
Source: RefSeq, a predicted model, not a curated record
AGACUUGGUAAAAUCAGGGGAAUGAUCGAAUCGGUUCUUAUACUUUAGCGAUGUCCCAGGUUUGCCCGUCCUCGUCCCACCAACUCGUCGCAGCCUCCAUCGCUUUUCAACGUGCUCGGCGCAAGUUCCCAAAAAAUUACGGUCUAUACGGUAACCAAGAGGUCGCGACUAAUCUCGAUAAGACAGAAAGCGUCAUGGCGAACGAACCCCCGAACGAUCAGGAGAACCAGACGUUUUCAUCGAAGAAAUGCCCAAACGGAAGGUCGAGUCCCGCGGAGACUAAGCCAGCCUGGAGCGACGAUUGCGAAGAAAAUAGCACGAUCAAGGAGAACUUACUUCAGAAACCAAUAAUCUGCAGUUGCUGUCGUAAACGCAACGAGGCUGCAAGAGCCAACGAACCGUCGAGAAUUUUCAAGACCAGAGAUCAAUGCAGCGCCGGGGAUGCGCUUGACGUCGUUCCAAACGAAGAGUACAAUGGGAUCGCGAAGAAAGGCGAUCUUUCCAAAUCGGUGCAGCCAGAAAGUUGCGCCGCCAAAACGACGAAAAGUUUUAUAUCGGAGUCGAGAAAUUCUAGCCGUGGCCGCACUUCGGUUUCCCAUUCACGAAGGCGUAGUCCGAAAGAAACUUCGACCAAAUUGGAUUCCGUUAAUCUUCUGUACGACAGAGCCCACGAUCAAGAAGAUAGCGUUAAAGGUAACAGCUCGUCCGAGAAACGGAACUGCAACGCGGGAGCCAGCGCCGAGAAAUCCGAUCAUCGUAUUUCGCGAUCGAAGCUGAAUCUGUUCGACUCGCACAAGAACGAUUCGAUUGCUGUUCACCGUACUCACGAUUUUCAUUGCGCGAAACACUCCACCGUUGAUUUGUUGCGGUCCCGACGGGAUUAUUGUCGUUCUCAGAAUCGUCAUCGGUGCCACCAUCUUCACAACUGCUGUCAUCAGCGCUACGACGAGGAACACCACAGCUGCUUAUCGAAGGAAAAACCACGUCUCGUGUCGGACACCUGCCUCUGUUCCUCAAACGCCACCCGGCAGAAGGGUUGCUGCAACAAAUCUGAAGCGAAGUGCGAGUCAUUCUGCCAUCACGAUUGUUGCCUGAAAGAUUUGGAGAAUGUAUCAACGGUUCAGGAGCAAAACGACGAGGAAUACGACGAUUGCGUGGCCACGAUCAGUCACAAGGAUUCCUUGUGCAUUUUGGUAGAGAAGUACAAGGCCAGCAAGAGGUGCAAACACAAGAAAUGGCCGGGCGAAACAGAAUUCAUGGACGAAAGGACCAAAGACGAAUGCUGUAAAUCGUUCACCUCGGAAAUUAGUCAAAUGGAAGAAAACGCGAAACAACGAGAGAAAUAUUUCGACAGCGACAACUAUCGGUUUCGAGACAAUCGUAUGUCGAUAGGGAAAGCGUGCAGGGGUGACUAUAAUCAGCUAAAAAAUUUGAGAUCACGUUUAGUGAAGACUGGGACUUGUUGUUCAGCGAAAGGUACACCUUGGAGACACACAUUUUGAAUCCGAACAAAUCUCGACCGUACGUUAUGCUUUUGUACUAGUAUUGUUUUUAGCCCUUCCGUUUGUUCUUUAUUUGCUAUUUUUCUAUAAAAACGUUCGUUAAGAUGUCCUGGUGUUUUCUCUGAUCUGUACUUUGCAAGGAAAUUUCAGUUCGGUCGAAAACGUCGAAAACGGUUUAAAGGGUUAUGCAAUAUUUGGAAUUGACAAAAUGGGGCGGUUUAAUAGAAAACUUCAAGUCUUUAAGUCUUAUAAAGGUAAAAACAUCUUAUCAGACAUGUUAUUUCUGUUUUGGGUCAACUUCGAUACUACAAAUAGCACGUUUAUAAUUUUUUAAGUAACAAAGAUGAUUCAGAUCAAGCUUUUACUUAUGUAAGACUGAAAGAUUGAAGUUGACUUCACAAUCUUUUGUCCUUUGAUUCUCUUUUCCAUUUUAUAAUUUAAAUUUCUGGGUUAAUAUCAGAAAAAAAUUAAUUUUCUCUAAUACCAGAAUCUCAAUUUGAUUGGUUUCAACGAAAAAUUCAUAUAGUCCAUCGGUACAUAAAUAAAAAUAAAAAUUCAUUUACACAAUGUUUAUAAAAAUCAAUUUCUAAUACUUUUCGAACACUUAAGUAACCAUUCUAAUCAACCCUCGACAGUCUUAUUAAAAACCCAACUUUGUCGAUACUUUACAGACAUAUUUCAGACACCUUACUCUUUCAAAAAAAUAUAAUUAAGCAAUAUUCGGCAUUUUAAACAUUUAAAGUGAGAGAACUCCUUAAAAAUGUUCACGAAAUUAAAAUCCUCCUUUCCACGUGUCUGCUUUCUACUUUUUACGCGUGUGUGUAUACCUGGCCACUUUAUAUUUAUGGAAUUUUCAUUAAAACUGCUGUAAAGUUUCCGAGCGAAUAAUUUUCAUUCUGUGCUUCAUUUUCUUCCAUGUACUCUUUUUUUAAAAAGAGAAAGGGUACAUGCACACCAACAGGACACGACUCCGUUACACAAACUCAUGCGCUGGCGGUGUUCAGCAAGCUUAUUUUUUAAAGUAUAUUACGCUAAUAAAGUUAAUCAACUUAUUUUGGAGGUAUAUUGCUUUAAUAAAGUUAAUAAAUGAGGGCAUUUAUAUCAUUCCGCCGCAUCGCCCGGGGUACCUGUCUCUUGGGCAACAUUUGGCUCCUCCUCUGUCUCCUCGUGCUUGUGCUCCUCCUCGGGUUCUUUCGUUUCUUCUCCCUUCUCUUGGUCUGCAACAGUUUCGUUAUUAAUUGAUUCGCGCGAAAUAAAUUUCUUUCCGUGGAUACUGCCGUGAAAUAUUAUUAAUUACUUUCAGACUUUACAAUUGCUUGUGAGAAAAAU